Messenger RNA from Calliphora vicina (urban bluebottle blowfly), 1434 nucleotides. RefSeq names its product gamma-aminobutyric acid receptor subunit alpha-2. The record is from RefSeq and is a predicted model, not a curated record. Gene Ontology annotation, cellular component: synapse; neuron projection; plasma membrane. Gene Ontology annotation, molecular function: chloride channel activity; neurotransmitter receptor activity; GABA-A receptor activity. The transcript has 7 exons. Gene Ontology annotation, biological process: regulation of membrane potential; chloride transmembrane transport; chemical synaptic transmission. The coding region runs from base 16 to 1434 and encodes 472 amino acids. Lineage: Eukaryota; Metazoa; Arthropoda; Insecta; Diptera; Calliphoridae.
ACAGCCUCUGCAGAUAUGUUAAGUCGUAAUAUAUCAAUUAUUUUGGAAAAUCUCUUGAAAAGUUAUGAGCAAUCUCAGCUACCCACUCACGGACAAGGCGUCCCUACGGUUGUUCGUACCAACAUUUUAAUACGCAGCAUGGGUCCGGUAUCAGAACUCGAUAUGGACUAUUCAAUGGACUGUUAUUUCCGUCAAUAUUGGAGAGACAAACGUUUGAGUUUCCAGGGUCCCAUCAAGAGUUUGUCCUUAAGUAUAAAAAUGCUGGAUAAAAUUUGGCGCCCGGAUACUUAUUUCUACAAUGGAAAACAUUCGCACAUACACACCAUCACAGUGCCCAACAAAUUGUUGCGUUUAGAUCAAGAUGGCGGUAUAUUAUACUCUAUGCGUCUAACCAUUAAAGCCACCUGUCCCAUGGAGUUAAUCAACUUUCCUAUGGAUCAUCAAUCAUGCCCCCUAAUUAUUGGAAGUUAUGGUUACACGAGUCGUCAGUUGCUUUAUGAAUGGAAGGGUGGUGUUGAUGCUGUUUCCUUUGUACCCGGCAUGACUUUAAAUCAGUUUGACUUGAUAAGCAUGAGUAGUCGUAAUUCAACCUAUGCCCGACGAGAGGGUGAAUUUUCCACACUACAUGUGGCGUUUAAUCUUAAGCGGCAUACGGGGUAUUUUUUGAUACAGGUUUACGUACCUUGCAUUCUAAUUGUCGUAUUAUCGUGGGUCUCCUUCUGGAUACAUCGUGAAGCAACCAGUGAUCGUGUUGGCUUAUGCGUUACAGCCGUUUUAACCCUAUCAACUAUUAGCUUAGAUUCACGCAUCGAUUUGCCCAAAGUGAAAUAUGCCACCGCACUUGAUUGGUUUCUACUUAUGUGUUUUCUCUACUGUAUUGCUACGCUGUUGGAAUUUGCUGGGGUACACUAUUUCACAAAGGUGGGAAGUGGUGAAAUACCAGCAAUUAGUGAAGAUGAAUGGGAAGAUAUGGAGGAAGAACAAUUGGAUUAUGAUGAUGUCGAUCAGGAAUUACCUUCGAUGCGUGAGAGUAAUGAAUCUUUGGCGGCAGAACUCUCACAAAAUUCCGAAUAUGCUCCAAAUGUACCAGGAGGAUUUCGCAAACGUAAUGCCAUGAUCUGUCCCAUAUACGAUGAUGAUCCUACACAUAUCUUUCAAUGUCCGUCUUCACAUGCUUCGACUAUGGAGAGGACAACGCAAACAGAUGCUCCGGUCAUAUCGAAAGCCAAACAAAUGUGGUUGUGCUUUAUAGGGGACACGAAAUUUCGCAAGGAACGUGAGCGAGAGGCAGCUAAUAAUAAGAAAGGACCUCGCUAUGUCAACAGUGUGUCUUCAAUUGAUCGCAUUUCACGCAUUGCCUUUCCCAUGUCAUUUGCUCUGUUCAAUGUGUUAUACUGGUUGGCUUAUGGCAUGUAUAAAAAGGAUUUUUCUUAG